Drosophila yakuba is the source of this 2257-nucleotide messenger RNA. Its product is annotated as neprilysin-1. The transcript has a single exon. Gene Ontology annotation, biological process: protein processing. The coding region runs from base 1 to 2091 and encodes 696 amino acids. The record is from RefSeq and is a predicted model, not a curated record. Gene Ontology annotation, cellular component: plasma membrane. Gene Ontology annotation, molecular function: metalloendopeptidase activity. NCBI's taxonomy places the organism in Eukaryota, Metazoa, Arthropoda, Insecta, Diptera, Drosophilidae.
AUGAAAUUGCUCUACAUUUUGAUUGCUGGCCACGUUUUAAGUGCGUUGGUCCUAGCGGCGCCCACAGACGAGGAUGCUCUCUACCAGGACACGCCCUACACCAAGGAGCUACUGCGUCAAGCCAAAGCUGCUGAGAUCGAGAGCUUUUUGGACCAGAAGACGGAUCCGUGCAAGGAUUUCUACACAUUCUCCUGUGGCAACUACAAACGCAUCAACUCGGCUUUGCGCAUGCACGUGGCCAGCACCGGAUUAUUCGAGAAUUUGACCAAAGGUUUCAACCGAAAGAUACUGAAGAUGCUCAGCACACCCCACGAUGCACACGACACUCCGGAGGACAUUCAGGUGAAGCACUUCUACGAGUCCUGCCUCCGGAUUAAUGAGCUCAACUACAACCAAAAGCUAAGGCGGCUCAUUGCUGAAUUUGGAACGAUGCCGGUGCUCGAGGGAUCCUCCUGGCAGGAGGACGACUUCAACUGGGUGAAUACUUCUGCUCGUAUGGGCCACCGAUACGGAAUUAGACCCAUUAUUGCAGUAGAAGUGUCCACGGACUUUCUCAAUAACCAAAGAAACAUUAUCUACGUAAGUGCGCAGAGCUUUCAACUAAAAACACGUUCCAUGUAUGUGAACAACGAAACGGCCUUCUACCGCCAAAAAUAUCAGGCUACAAUCCAGCAAAUUUUGGAGCAAUACUUAGGUGUUGAGAUGGAAUUGGCAAUGAAAACGGCUAAGGAAAUGCUCGACUUUGAGGUGGACUUGGCCAAUGGACUUGAGGACAAUAAAGAACACCACGACAUAAAAGACCAGCUCGAACUUCUGACUGUCGCUGAAUUGCGCGAGAGAUAUGCCCCCACCUUUGACACAGAGCAAUUGAUAUUCGUGAGCAUGGGAGAGGAGAUUUCCGAGCAGAUCUACGAAAUGUAUAGGCCUUAUCAGCAAAAUGUGGUCGAAGUGAUUAAGCGUACGCCAAAGCGCACUGUUGCCAACUAUAUAUUCUUCCGUUUGAUAUGGAAGUUUCUGCUGCAUGUAGAGAAGUCUCCGAAAAUGCUGUCAGAGCUCUGUUUGCCCUACACCAAGAAGUUCUUCGCCAAGAACCUGGACAAUAUGAUAUACCGACGAUACAAAAACGACAAAUCCUUUAGAGAAAUUGACAACAUGUGGCAUAAAUUGAAGUCCACCUUUAGGGAGGCCUUGCUAUCCAGUCCGGAGCUAAACUGGAUCGAGCCAUCCACUCGAAAUCUUGCCAUCGCUAAGUUGGAGGCUAUGAGACUGAAGCUCAACAACUACUCUAAGGAAAAUUUUACCGAGGACUUUGCGGGCCUCAAUUUUCAAACCGCAGACAAUGUGGAGAAUCUGCGUCAGUUUCUGGAGCUGCGUGCAAAGCAAAUGCGGCAACUGCUUCACCAGCCGCCGAAAUCAUUUGAAUAUGCCACAUUAAGCUUCAGCCCGGUCAACAACCCGAUAGAGAACACCAUCACGAUUCCGGUUGCCCUGCUACAGCCCUUCUACAUUUGGUCCGAAGUCUAUCCGAAUGCAGUUAUUUUUGGAACCCUGGCCUUCCUAAUUGGACACGAGUUAAUACACGGAUUCGACGACGGCGGACGGAAGUUUGAUGACAAGGGAAUCCAGACGGAUUGGUGGGAUGAGAAGUCCAGCAGCAACUUCCUGAAACGAAGGGAAUGCUUCACCAAGCAGUACGGCCGGUAUGUGUACGAUGGAAUCCAGCUGAAGGAGUCAACCGCCCAGAAGGAGAACAUUGCGGACAAUGGUGGAAUACGACUGGCCUACGCAGCCUACCGGAAAUGGUUCGAGUCCCAAAUGACAAAUAGCUCGAGUGUCAAUCAGGUCCUGGCCAAGGAGACCCUGCCCAACCUGCGAUACUCCGCCAACCAGCUGUUCUUCAUCAGCUUUGCGCAGUUCUGGUGCAACGAUGUACAUCCCGAAGUGAAGACCAUGCAGGUAUUAACCGACAAUCACACACCAGGAAAGUUCCGUGUUAUUGGAACAUUAUCCAACCUCAAGGAGUUCUCGAAAGAGUUCAACUGUCCAGCGGAAUCUGCCAUGAAUCCCUGCGAGAAAUGCAUCCUUUACUAGGGAAUGUAAAAGUAGAAGCUAUAUUGCGCCACUUCAAUUUUCUUUGUUGUUAACUAUUUGCUUUGUGAAGGAUGUGCACUUGAGUAAUGGUUAUGUUAUCUUAUGCCCUACCUUAACUUUCAUUCAUAUAUUAAUGUUGUACAAAUAAAAUUUAAAUGCGCCUAUA